AUGGAAGAGGAGUUCCGAAAACACUAUCAAAUGUAAAAAUGUCUGGGUCUGGAAGGGUUGCAACUUGUGAUGCAAACGCUGGAGCACGCAAAAACUUGUGUUGCAUGAGCGCCAAAAGCUGUCCAUUUCUUGGCACGCAAGUAGGACAUUUCUCAUGCGGGACAGGCAUCAUGAGGCGUGCUCAAAACCUGUGAUGCUUUUGCCUGCAUCAGAAGCCAUUUGCGUGAUCCGAAAUAUGCAUGACAAGUCUCGCAAUCUUCCAGACCCAGACAUUUUUACAGUCGAUAAACACGGACAGAGACCCAUUUUAAUCGGGCGCCUGUGGAAGCAGGAGUUCUGGGUCGGGCGGCAAACUCACCGCCAGGUGCUGGGGCGCAGCGUGAUGUAUGAAGUAUCCUGUGCAAAAGUAUCGUAAUUGCAGUCAUGCAUUACAAAUUUUUUCCCCAAGGUAAAUCCGCAUGACAAAUUUGAUUUCUCAUGCUGAGGAAAUUUGUAAUGCAUUUACUUAAAUACGAGUGCUGUGCGAUACUUGUGCAUUGCAUAUGAAGCGUUUGGCACCCACGAGGACAAUCCGCGGCUGUUUUUCCCCGGGUAUCCUAUGUAAAAACGUCCCCACGACCCACCCAGAGUUGUCAUGCAAAUGCGCAAUGACAGGAAUCGAUUUGUGAUGCGCAGCUCCAUAAAAGGCAUAGUUGGAAGUCGUGUUUUGGAAUUUGUGAUGCUGUAACCUGUAUGAAAAAAUGGCUUUCUCAUGCGGCUUUCCUUGCUAAAAACCAGCACAACACUGCAGAGGCAAACUUGUCAUGCGCAACUCCCAAAGCUUGGAGAUUUGUGUAGCAGAUUUCCCAUCUUGAGGACUCUGGGGUGGGGAUGUUUUUACUCGGGAUGCCGGCGAGUCGGCGCCGAUCUCCCUGCAAGAUCUGAUCCGGGAGGAAUUAUACGAAGCGCAGCACUAUGCGCUGCAAAUAGGUAUCGUACUAGUAUAAAUCGCAUGACAAAUUUUCUCAGCAUGAGAAAUGAAAUCUGUAGUGCGGAUUUAACUUGGCAUAAAAUUUUGUAAUGCAUGAAUGCGAUUUCAGUACAAGCACGAUAAUGUUGCAGUGCAUAAGCACGGCAUGCUGGCCAGGGCGGUGCGCCCGUUCCAGGAGGUUAUGGCGUUCUCAAACGUUACAUUCUCAACUGUUACAUGAACUUGUAAUGCAAGAACAGCAACAGUGAAAGUGACAAUAUUGCAGCUUUCGCAUCACAGAUUUUCCACAGAUCAGCAUGCUGCUUAGCCCUUCGAAAAUUUGUCAUGCUAAGCACCUUGAUCAAGUGAAGGCUGAUGGCAAUUUUGCAUGACAAAUCCGUGUAACAGUUGAGAAUGUAACAGUUGAGAACGCCAUAGAGGUGGUGCGGUUGUUGGACCUGGAUAUGACAGUGCACAACUCGUCCCCCUCCCCCUCAUUUGUAUUGCAUGAACAGCAACACAAGCGCCAGCGACCCUGGAGCCUGUGCAUGACAAAUUUAUGUUCACCCUGCUGUAGUACUGUUUUGUCUGUUGGGCUUAGGCUCCUUUCGAAAUUUGUCAUGCAAACAGUGCCACAGGUGGGCAGCGACUGGCUUUGGGAUUUUGCAUGACAAGUGAGGGGGACCACGGGGACGAGUUGUGCACUCUCAUACUGGACUGGGCCAAGCAGGUCCGGUACCUGGAGGGUCAGGCCGUGUUGGAGGUCUUCAAGAACAUGCCCGGAGGUGGUCGCGUUGAGGAUAUCGCAAAAAAAAACUGUCUCACUGUGAACUUGUGAUGCAGAAAAUGCAACACAGAACGACUUGUCUUGCUACACCUACAAGGUAUUGGAUUUUCAAGCGCGUUUUCCCUUGGGAAGCGCGUAUGACAAAUUUUCAGUGUCAUGUGUAAACAAACUUGUGAUGCGGAUCUUGCAAAAUCAUCACAGUGAAGCAAUUUUUUCGUGGGAUAGACGAGGACGCAGAGGAAAUAAACAAGGCAGCAGGAGAAGUAAACGAGGAGGACGACGACGAGGAGGGUGGUCGCUUGUUUGAGGAAGAGAAAGGCCGCAAGGAAGAUGUUGAUGAACAUCAAGCGCGACGAGGAGGAGGACGAGGACCCCCAAAAUUAGACGACCGAAGCUUCACAAAGCGCUACCUCUACGAUCAGCACCAAGACUACAAAUAUUGGCAUACAAUUCCUGAACAUGAGGAGAAUCUUCUGGGCCAGCAGCUCGGGCUGACAGACGACGUAUCAAACACAAAAAUGUCUGGGUCUGGAAGGAUGCGAACUUGUGAUGCAUACUUGGAUCACAGAAAAAUCUGUCAUGCUCAGACAGCAAAGGAAGCUCCUUUUCCUGUCGCCGAAAGAAGGCGUUUGUCAUGCGGAUUAAGCAUGGGGAAACCGCCUCAAAACCUGUGAUGCUAGGCCUUGCAUGGCACACCUUCCGUGUCAAGCAGACACAGCAUCACAAACCUCAGCAAGCUUCCAGACCCAGGCACUUUUGCAUUUGAUACUACGCGAUCCGAGACGAAUUCCGACGGGAAGCUGCUUUAGUGGAUCUGUAUUUGGACCUGCUAUUGUGAGGAAAAAUCCCCCCUCCCCAUACCAAAGCGGGAUACUUCUGAAAAUUUGUGAUGCUGAUUUGAGGCCACAAAUCGUUUCUGUAUUGCAAGCAGGCAAAUCCAAAAACUAAAACGUGUCCGCGUUCUGCAGGUAUUAAUUUGUCAUGCUCUGUAUGGCCUAUGGAGGACAUGCCUGCCUUGCUAGGCGCCUACACCAAAACCCACCUCCUACUCCCGCUUUGUACUUGCCUGCACUCCUCUACUGCAAGACAAAGCCGAUUUGUGUACAGAAUUCCCGCGCCACAGAUUUCCAUUUCGAUAUGUGGAGGGGGGAUUUUUCUUUUUGGUACCUGCGAAAAGAAAACCAGAACAAGAAGGGAGGUGAUUCCAGCACCGCCACUUCCGCGCUGCAGGAGAAGAAAGCGCGGGUGGAUCGAAAAAUUACCCAAGCUGCGUUGGCGCUGCUGUUUGUACGCGGAAUGCGGAUCCACUUUGC
Messenger RNA from Amoebophrya sp. A120, 3049 nucleotides. NCBI's taxonomy places the organism in Eukaryota, Dinophyceae, Syndiniales, Amoebophryaceae. The record is from the annotation of a GenBank genome assembly.